UGACAUGGUGAAAAUCAUUGAGGAUAAUAUGCAAAUUAUUGAAAUUUGGGCAACACUAACUUAUAUGAACUAUUAGAAACGAUUGUGUUCAAUACAUUUCAAGGUAGCUAUUAAGUUCAUUCUGUAAGAUGACAGUAGCAAUUAGUGAUGUAUCAAGUAUUGUUUUAAUUUACAGUAGUCCCAAGAAAUAACUAGAAACAGUACAAUGGUGAACUCAAUACAGCCGCUGCUUUUCUUCUGCACCAAACCCUGCAUAUUGCAGAAAUGUCCACGGGAGAUAGUGGGAGACAGACACUAGAUGUGGUAUACAGGUCUCAUUAUCUCUUAUCGUUAUCUUCCACCUUAGAGCUCUGCCCGCCCCACAAGGUAAACACUGUUGAAGUGGUAACCCGAAGGUGAUAGAGACUGAGGGCUUUCAGGAUGUAAUUUUUUUCCACCUUCACUUCUGGCCCAAACUUUCCUAGGAUACAUUAUUGCAAUAAAUUUUACUGCCCGUUUCCAUUCGGAUGCACUUCAAUACUAGCGAUACCGCAGACAACAUGGAGAAUACACCUCAGCUUCUUUAGCGAUAUCGGAGACAACAUGGAGAAUACACCUCAACUUCUAGAUUUUAAAAGUUACUCUCGUACUUUGCCAUUUGGUAGGUUAACCCCCAAGGUUUCGCUAAGAGCACAAGUAACACUGCCCGCGAGAGCUUCCCUCACGUGACUUCCUUACAGCUCCGCGCGGAGGCACGCUGACGUCAAGACGUCAUGCGACGUCCGGACGUCAGCGAGUCGCGGAGCGUCUUGGGCGUCCUGUCGCGGUCGCUGGUUGGGUGGUGCUUCCCAGCUCAAGUCUUCCUCCCUGCUUCCGAAGGCGUGUUUGAAUCCUGCCCUUAGCGGGGGCGUCUUGGAGGAAACGGAGGCGGGGGUGAUGGCGCCGUCGCUUCUCGGGACCCUCUCCUGACGAUUCUGUCACGCGGGGAGAUGUGGACGCUUGCGGGUCAGGGCUGCUGGCGCAGAUGCGCGCUCGCGGCCUGGGCCACCCGGGCGGUGCGUCGGGGGCUGCCCGCGCCUCGCCCCGCGCCGACCCGGGGAGCUGCAGCCGAGUCCAAGCCUCCGGACAGGAGCUACAGCUCCGCGGACCGCAAGGAAAAAAUUGAUAUGUCUAGAUUCCCUGUUGAAAACACUAGAAAUUUCAGUAUCAUUGCACAUGUGGAUCAUGGCAAAAGUACUUUAGCCGACAGGCUCCUGGAACUAACAGGGGCAAUUGAUAAAACAAAAAAUAAUAAACAAGUUCUUGAUAAAUUGCAAGUGGAACGAGAAAGAGGAAUCACUGUUAAAGCACAGACAGCGUCUCUCUUCUAUGAUUAUGAAGGAAAGCAGUACCUUUUAAAUCUCAUCGAUACACCGGGCCAUGUUGAUUUUAGUUAUGAAGUAUCCAGGUCACUCUCAGCUUGCCAGGGUGUUUUACUUGUGGUGGAUGCAAAUGAGGGUAUUCAAGCCCAAACUGUAGCAAACUUCUUUCUUGCUUUUGAAGCACAGCUAUCGGUAAUUCCAGUCAUAAACAAGAUAGAUCUGAAGAAUGCUGAUCCUGAAAGGGUUGAAAAACAAAUUGAAAAGGUGUUUGAUAUUCCAAGUGAUGAAUGCAUUAAGAUUUCUGCUAAACUUGGAACGAAUGUUGAAAGUGUUCUUCAGGCAGUCAUCAAAAGAAUACCCCCUCCUAAAGUGCAUCGCAAAAAUCCCUUGAGAGCUUUGGUAUUUGACUCCACCUUUGACCAGUAUAGGGGUGUGAUUGCCAAUGUAGCAUUAUUUGAUGGAGUGGUUUCCAAAGGAGAUAAAAUUGUAUCUGUGCAUACUCAAAAGACAUAUGAAGUUAACGAAGUAGGAGUUCUGAAUCCUAAUGAGCAGCCAACUCACAAGCUAUAUGCAGGACAGGUGGGCUAUCUGAUUGCUGGGAUGAAAGAUGUCACUGAAGCACAAAUAGGAGAUACAUUAUAUUUACAUAAACAACCAGUGGAACCCUUGCCUGGGUUUAAAUCAGCGAAGCCAAUGGUAUUUGCAGGAAUGUACCCUAUAGACCAAUCUGAAUAUAAUAACCUGAAGAGUGCUAUAGAAAAACUGACUCUAAAUGAUUCCAGUGUGACAGUUCAUCGGGAUAGUAGCCUUGCCCUAGGUGCUGGCUGGAGGUUAGGAUUUCUUGGACUUUUGCAUAUGGAAGUUUUCAACCAGCGACUUGAGCAAGAAUAUAAUGCUUCUGUUACUUUGACAACCCCUACUGUUCCAUAUAAAGCUGUUCUUUCAUCAGCAAAAUUGAUAAAGGAAUACAGAGAAAAGGAAAUUACAAUCAUCAAUCCUGCACAAUUCCCUGACAAGUCAAAAGUAACAGAAUAUUUGGAGCCGAUUGUUUUGGGCACCAUUAUCACACCAGAUGAAUAUACUGGAAAAAUAAUGAUGCUUUGCCAGGCUCGAAGAGCAGUUCAGAAGAAUAUGAUGUAUAUUGAUCAAAAUAGAAUAAUGCUUAAAUAUCUCUUCCCUUUGAAUGAAAUUGUGGUGGAUUUUUAUGAUUCUUUGAAAUCUCUGUCUUCUGGAUAUGCUAGUUUUGACUACGAAGAUGCAGGCUACCAGACUGCAGAACUUGUAAAAAUGGAUAUUCUACUGAAUGGAAAUAUUGUAGAAGAGCUAGUAACUGUUGUACACAAAGACAAAGCAUACUCUGCUGGCAAAGCCAUAUGUGAACGUCUGAAGGAUUCUCUUCCUAGGCAGCUGUUUGAGAUAGCAAUUCAAGCUGCUCUUGGAAGCAAAAUCAUUGCAAGAGAAACUAUGGUGGUGAUAUUACCCGAAAAAUGAAACUUUUGAAGAGACAAACAGAAGGAAAGAAAAAACUAAGGAAAGUUGGCAACGUUGAAGUUCCAAAAGAUGCUUUUAUAAAAGUUCUGAAAACACAAUCUGAUAAAUAAUUGGUGGGAAAAUAUAAGGAAUUUUCAUAAAUUAAAAAUUGUGUAUCUUUUAAUUUUUCUUCGUAAUUUAUAAUAUGUUGAACACAACAGAAUGAAAAUUAUAAAAUUUGCUUGUUAUUUUCCAGGUUUACAGUUUUAAAUAACCUCUUGGCUUUUCUUUGAAAGAGAGUCAUCGGUGGAUAAGAGCAUAGAUUCUGAAGCCAUAUUGCCUGGUUUCAAAUUUCUGUUUCACCACUCACUAGGCAAAGUGACGUUGGCCAAAUUACCCUCUCUUUGUCUACUUACUCUUUAGUAAAAUCAGGAUUAUUACUAUUACUUACCUCCAUAGGCUGUGAAGAUUAAAUGAAAUAUGUUUAAAAUAUUCAGAAGACUGCAUGACACCUAGUCAGUGCUCAGUGAAUCUUAAUUUUUCAAGCAUAUUCCUUACUCACACUAAAAGGCCCCAUACUUAAGAUUCUAUCUAGUUUCAAGCCCAAGAUAAAAUAUUUUCAUAAUCACCUUAAGUAUCAAUUUGUUAGAUGGAUAUAUUUAGAUGAAAUAUAUGAAUCUGUUAUUAAAUAUUCAAAUAACAUAGUAUCUAGACAUGUGCUCUAGUUUUUCAUAAAAUUUUUACAAAUGUUACUUUGAAACUAGACAGUUUACAUAAGCAUAUAAAUUAAGGAUAGGGGCUGUCUUAUGCUGAGAAUUAAAAUGCACUUGUGCAAAGUGAUAGAUGUUUGAUAUUAGCAGCAGCUGUUAUUAAUGACAGUUUAAUAAUUACUGCCUAGAUUUCAUAAUUGAGGAGACUGAGUAAAUAACUUACUUAAGGUCACAUAGCCAGUAAACGGUUGUCUUACUUUGAAAACAUGUCUACUCAGUCAAUAAACAAACCAGAGGGCAGAUUGUAUUACAGUAAGAUAAAAAAGACUAUCAGUGAUAAAUUUUAUACAAGGUUGUUAUGAGAUAAUUAUAAAUUCAGAUAGUGGGGAUUUACCUAAAAUUGUGUAUGGAGGUUAAAUAACCUGUGGCUUAGUCCUAGUUACAUAAAUUAAUCAACUGUCUUCCCUAUUUCUUCUAGCUCUGGUAGAACAGAUGAAUUAUGAGAUCUCAUAACAGAAGUAUCAAUAUUUUAGAAAAUGGCAGUAUUUUUGAAACUAGAAAAGCAUUUUAAUAUAAUUUCUAAGACAAGAUGUUCUACCAUUAUUGCCAGGGGAAAGUUACAAGUUGGUACCUGGCACAUAAUAUGUUCGGUGUGUCUACUAUUUAGUAUUUGUGUCUUAUUAGUAUGCUUACAGUUUGGAUACUUUUCCCCUUUAACCUCUAACUUUUUAGGAAAGUUUUACUUGUAGUAAUAGUAGUACAGAGUAUUUUCCAGAUUUUUUAGCAUACUCUUAAGUUCUCUCCCCUGGCCACUCUCCUAAACAUGACUGAGAGUUGUGUAUCCCCCAGAGGACCUUAUAUUACUAAGAUUUUUGUGUACGUUAAAGUAACAUAAACUAUUAGCAUUAGAAUAGCCACCAUUUAUUGAGUUUAAUAUGUGACAGCCACCGUGCUGAGCUCUAUAGACAAUUCCCUCAUUCAAACUACAUGGCAGUGGAGGUACAGGCACCAUUACCAUCCCAUUUCACAGGGGAGGAAGCUCAGACUUGUGUAUCAGUAUUGUCCAACAACAUCACAGCUCUUGACAGCUGGGAUUCGAACAGUGGUUUCUUUCUCCAAACUCCAAUUCUUAGCUACCAUGCUUUAUUGCCUCUUGUGGAAAUAUCUUCAGUAGACUUAGUUUUUUGCUUAACAGCAGCUUAGCUCCUGAGUUAGGGAGUUAAAGUGGCAGGAAAGCAGUUUGCUGUGGACCUUGAGUAUAUGGACUUCAAACUUAAAGGGCAGUGAUGGAAAGGAGAUUUUAGACUCUGUUUCAGCUAGCACAUUUAAAGCACAGAAAUAACAGCUGAACUGUGCACCAAUCUUUAGCUUUUUCACUAAACUAUAUGACCUUCUAAGGUAGUUUGCACUAACCAAUACUUUAUUACCAGGCGUGGGACUGGGAGAUAAUACUGAUUUCACUUACUGUUCAAAAACCAUUUAUAAUACUUAAGGCUAUUAGAAGUUCAUUAUCUAGAAUUAAAGCAGCCUAUUUUAUCCUAACAGUCCUAUUUUUUAUUUAUUUUUAGAUUUCCUAUUUAAAUGUUUUAAGGAACUGUAAAUACGUUUCAGUCACAUAGGCAAUUAAGCAGGUAUGUAAGUGAUGCUUCUACUAGGUGGACUUAUAAAAAGCAAAAUAUGCAGAGAAAAGGAAGCAUAUUUCACUCCCCAAGGAGCAGAACUAAGAAUGAAUUAUAGGCAGAGACCUUGUCCUUUAAUUUAAAUCUAAUUGCAUAAUGACAACAAAUAAAAAGUAAACGCAAGCUCAUAGCUACUGUUAAUUUGUUAGAAUCUUUCAGAUGUAUGUGUUCAAUUUCACUGUUGGAAAUAAAAUUUAGAUAACUUA
Messenger RNA from Balaenoptera musculus (blue whale), 5405 nucleotides. It is a transcript of the gene GUF1, whose product is annotated as GTP binding elongation factor GUF1. Gene Ontology annotation, biological process: positive regulation of translation. The transcript is spliced from 16 exons. NCBI's taxonomy places the organism in Eukaryota, Metazoa, Chordata, Mammalia, Artiodactyla, Balaenopteridae. Gene Ontology annotation, cellular component: mitochondrion. Bases 969 to 2831 code for a protein of 620 amino acids. The record is from RefSeq and is a predicted model, not a curated record. Gene Ontology annotation, molecular function: GTPase activity; GTP binding; mitochondrial ribosome binding.